Molecule: messenger RNA, 1545 nt
Organism: Amaranthus tricolor (Joseph's coat)
Lineage: Eukaryota; Viridiplantae; Streptophyta; Magnoliopsida; Caryophyllales; Amaranthaceae
Product: protein NDL1-like
Exons: 11
Coding region: 242-1291 (349 amino acids)
Source: RefSeq, a predicted model, not a curated record
AAAUUGCAUUAUAAUGAAGGGAAAUUAGAAAAAGCGUCGGUGGGAAGGUUAAAAUGUCGGAGUUGUAGAGAGAGAAAGAGUGUUUUAGAGAGAGAUAGCUUUGUAUAUUAGCAACCCCAUCAAAUUGAGGUCUCAAUUUUUCAAGGUCAAGAAAACAGGAAUAAAUUUGGGGGGAGGAAAAAAAUUGGAUCGAAUUUCAGAGCCCCUUGAAAUUCAAAAAACCUAAAAAAAGAACAAAAAAAUGGCAGAUUUUUCAAGCAAUGAGUCAGUUUCUGUUGAUAUGGAAACUAUUUAUCUUGGUGGAAAGGAAUACCAUGUACGAACUGGGCACGGCCCUGUGUCUGUCAUCGUUUAUGGAGACAAAGACAAACCAGCAUUGGUCACCUAUCCUGAUUUGGCUCUAAAUCAUAUGUCUUGCUUCCAAGGAUUAUUCUUUUUUCCCGAGGCCGCUUCUUUGUUGCUCCACAACUUUUGCAUUUACCACAUCAGCCCUCCUGGACAUGAGUUGGGAGCUGCUGCGUUAUGUCCAGAUGAUCCCGUCCCAUCAGCCGAAGAUUUAGCUGAUCAGAUUCUUGAGGUUCUCAACUUUUUUGGGCUCGGUGCAGUGAUGUGUAUGGGCGUAACAGCCGGAGCUUACAUACUUACCUUAUUCGCUUUGAAAUACAAAGAACGGGUUCUUGGUUUGAUCCUUGUUUCUCCCCUGUGCAAAGGACCUUCAUGGACUGAAUGGCUUUACAAUAAGGUUCUGUCAAAUUUGCUUUAUUUUUACGGGAUUUGUGGCUUGGUGAAGGAGUGCUUGCUGAAACGAUUUUUUAGUAAGGAAGUCCGUGGUAGUUCGGAAGUACCGGAAUCCGACAUAGUUCAAGCGUGCAGAAGACUGCUAGAUGAGAGGCAAAGCAUCAACAUUUUGCGGUUUCUGGAAACAAUGAAUGGAAGACCCGACAUUAGUGAAGGAUUGAAAAGAUUAAGAUGUCGGACGCUGAUAUUUGUUGGAGAUGAGUCUCCUUUUCAUGCUGAGGCGCUUCACAUGAUUUCAAAUCUAGACAAAAGAUGCAGUGCGUUGGUUGAGGUGCAAGCUUGUGGAUCAAUGGUAACAGAGGAACAGCCGCAUGCAAUGCUAAUUCCAUUGGAAUACUUCCUCAUGGGAUACGGAUUUUUCCGACCGUCUCAGUUCAACGGAAGCCCGAGAAGUCCUCUCAGUCCAUCUUGCAUUUCGCCAGAGCUGCUUUCGCCUGAAAGUAUGGGCUUAAAGCUGAAACCAAUAAAGACCCGCAUUUCUUUGCAUUCAUAGCGCUGACAAGUGAUGUUCGCUAGGUGUACUUUUCCCGGUAUUUUCCACUUUAUUGUUAGUUGAAGGAAUGUAGAUACACGAACGUAGGAUGUUUUGAUAGAUAACGAGACAUUUUAUAUAGGGUGGGGAUCAUUCAUUCAUUUGUAGUCAUUCAUAAACGAACUAGCAUUCGUUAUUUGCUUGUAAAUUCUUGGAACGCCAUUUAUGAUGACGAGAAAUUAAUAAUGAAAAACUUAUUCUUAUGUUUUUUACUA